CACAAAUCUUGCUUCGAAGCCACUUCUGAUCUACAUACAAAACAUUCUCCCUUAACCAAGUUUCACAGAGCCAUGGGAAAUUGCUUAGUUCUUCAGGAAAAGGUUAUCAAAGUCAUAAAAAUAGAUGGGAAAAUCCUUGAAUACAAAGCCCCAUUAGAAGUUCAUCACGUUUUAUCAGAAUUUUCUCACCAUGCAAUAUCAGAUAAACUUCCAGUAGUACAGUACAUGAAUCCAAAUGCUAAAAUGAAAGGGGGUCAGUUAUAUUACCUUCUGCCUCUACCAGUGGCUUCACCGCGAAUUAAGAAGAAGAAGACUGUUCGUUUUGCAGAUUCAGUCAAAGAAGCUGGAGAAGCAACCGGAGUUGUGAGGAUUAAGCUUGUCAUCAGCAAACAAGACCUGCAAGCAAUGUUACGAAAAGGAGGAGUUUCAGUUGAUGAUUUGGUAUCAAAACAAAGCACUCACAAAGUUGAUACCAUUGACAGAAUUGGUAACAUGAAUUGCAGAGGAUGGACGCCCGCACUGGAUGGUGUGCCUGAAGUCAACUAGCGCAUGGGAAAACUAAAAGGAAAAAGUAGAAUAGAUGAGAAUAAAAGUUAACAUGAAAGAUGUAAUUCAAAUACAAAAUUUAGUUAGGCUCCGAAAGAUAUAGAAAGUACAGUCCAAUUUGUCUUUUUUAUUUUUCACGAAGGUUUAAAAUACUUCUCCUGUUUGUAGCUUAACAGGAUUAUGAUC
Messenger RNA from Olea europaea var. sylvestris, 732 nucleotides. RefSeq lists its product as uncharacterized. The record is from RefSeq and is a predicted model, not a curated record. The coding region runs from base 73 to 546 and encodes 157 amino acids. Lineage: Eukaryota; Viridiplantae; Streptophyta; Magnoliopsida; Lamiales; Oleaceae. The transcript has a single exon.